Molecule: messenger RNA, 2154 nt
Organism: Rubroshorea leprosula
Lineage: Eukaryota; Viridiplantae; Streptophyta; Magnoliopsida; Malvales; Dipterocarpaceae
Source: the annotation of a GenBank genome assembly
UCUUCAGUAUGAUACCAUUUCUCUAAAUCAGUAACUCUGAUGCUCAACACCUUGGAGAAAGAGAGAGAAAUCUCUCUGGGGUUCUCCCAAACACUUCAAUCAACCAUGGUUCCUUCGGCCACCGAAACCUGCCAAAUCCAAGCGAUGAAUGAAAGGUCUCAGUGGGUACUUAAUGCCCCUGAGCCACCAACUCUAUGGCAUGAGCUUGUGCGAUUGUUGAGAAAAUCCAUUCUACCUGAUCCAACCAAUCCUCCAUCCAAACUUGUGCUUUCCUUUGUCAAGGGAAUGUUUCCUAUUCUUCAUUGGCCCCAGAGCUAUAAGGCAAUGAAAUUCAAGAAGGAUUUAAUGGCGGAUUUAACUCUAGCUAGCCUUUGCAUUCCUCAGAGCAUUGGAUAUGCAACUUUGGCUAAGCUUGAUCCCCAAUAUGGCCUCUAUACAAGUCUUGUCCCGCCUGUCAUUUACACUGUAAUGGGGACUUCAAGGGAGAUAGCAAUUGGACCAGUUGCCGUGGUUUCCCUGCUUUUGUCCUCAAUGGCACAGAAAUUGGAAGACCUUGCAUCGGAUCCAAUUGCUUACAGGAAGCUUGUUCUGACCAUAACCUUUUUUGCCGGACUUUUUCAAGCUACCUUUGGGCUGCUUAGAAUGGGUUUCCUUGUGGACUUCCUUUCGGAUGGUGCUGUUGUGGGGUUCAUGGGUGGUGCAGCCAUUGUUAUUGGUUUGCAACAACUCAAGGAACUACUUGGAAUCACUUACUUUUCAAACAAAAUGGAUGUUGUCUCCGUCAUGAAAGCCACAUGUAGAUCAUUGCAGCAUCCUUGGAACCCUCACAAUUUCAUGAUCGGAUGUUCAUUCCUGAGCUUUAUCCUAAUUGCCAGAUAUCUGGGUAAAAGGAACAAGAAACUGUUUUGGGUGGCAGCCAUUGCUCCCUUAAUAUCUGUCAUUUUAUCAACUCUAAUCGUUUUCCUGAUGAGAGCAGACAAACAUGGGGCCAAGAUAGUUAAACAUAUACAAGGAGGCCUAAAUCCAAGCUCACUGCAUCAGUUGAACUUCAGUACUCCAUAUCUUGGAGAAGUGGCUAAAAUUGGAGUCAUUGUUGCCAUUGUUUCUCUCACGGAAGCAAUUGCAGUUGGCCGAUCCUUUGCAAACCUAAGAGGAUACCACCUCAAUGGAAACAAAGAAAUGUUUGCUCUAGGCUUCAUGAACAUUGUGGGAUCUUUUACCUCUUGUUAUGUGGCUACUGGUUCAUUCUCACGAACAGCAGUAAAUUUCACUGCUGGCUGUGAAACUGCUAUGUCAAAUAUAGUGAUGGCCAUGACAGUCCUUCUGUCUCUGGAAUUGUUGACAAGGCUCUUGUAUUAUACCCCAACAGCAAUCCUUGCUUCCAUCAUUCUUUCUGCUCUGCCGGGACUCAUUAACGUUAAUGAAGCUUAUAAGAUUUGGAAGGCAGAUAAGUUAGAUUUUCUUGCCUGUAUUGGAGCCUUCAUUGGUGUCAUGUUUGCUUCUGUUGAAAUAGGUCUUCUAGUUGCGGUAGCAGUAUCAUUUGCCAAGGUUCUGCUGAUCUCAAUUCAACCAGGCAUAGAAACCCUUGGUAGACUCCCUGGAACUGACAUCUUUUGGGAUGUCAAUCAGUAUCCAAUGGCUUUAAAGACUCCCGGAGUCCUGAUUAUCCGUCUCAAGUCUGGGUUACUUUGUUAUGCAAAUGCCAAUUUUAUUGGGGAAAGGAUAAUGAAACUGGUAACUGAAGGUGAUGAUGAAGACAACAAAAGAACUACUUAUCUUGUCCUCGACAUGUCUAGUCUGAUGAAUAUUGACACAUCAGGGAUUGCUUCUCUUGAGGAACUGCAGCAGAAUCUUGCUGCAAAAGGAAUCGAGUUGGCCAUUGCCAGCCCCAGAUGGCAAGUGAUUCACAACCUAAGAUUGACAAACUUUGUCGGGCAACUUGGAGGAAAGGUCUUUGUCAGUGUUGCAGAAGCCAUGGAGGCAUGCCUUGGUGCCCAAAUGGCUGCCACUAGUCCCUAGCGAUGGUGUUCAUAUGGCUGCCAAUAUUUGAGUGCCAACUUCUUUCGGUUGAUUACUGCUCUCAUGUGGUCUAUUUAAGUGCUUUAGUCUCUUAUGUACGAAUAAUGGAGUGUGAAAUAAAAGAUGGGGUUAACU